Rattus norvegicus (Norway rat) is the source of this 2026-nucleotide messenger RNA. The record is from RefSeq and is a predicted model, not a curated record. Lineage: Eukaryota; Metazoa; Chordata; Mammalia; Rodentia; Muridae.
AACUUAAUGAAAUCUUUGCCCUUGGCUUCCUUUGUCCUGCCAGGAUCAUGUGCUUUCCUGUGCCUUUCCAUGAUUGAGUCACCAAGGGACAGCUGGCAAGAAGGGACAAAAAUACCAAAGAGUGACCAAAUGCCUUCAUGGGUUCAUUUCUUAAUGUCCUGCAGCUGCUGGUGAAACUACUAAAACUCCCGCCUCCCUCUGGCUGCCUGUUCCCUUAACAUAAUGAAUCAUUCCAUCUUAACAUCCUCUUGCUGACCCUUGUGCGCAGUUAGAGGUACAACGCAACCAAAAUGUGAGUAGGUGGCUGUAUUAUUUUAUUUCAAAAGUGGCUACUGAACAAUGAGAUUCCAUGUCCACUGUGCCAGGGCUAGCUCACUGAGGAGCCCACUAGUGCAGCAGACACUCUGACUUCUAUGAAGGUUGUGCUUCUAGGAACAACUUUAGGCCUGGCCAACAAAUGCUUGAUCCCUGAGUAGCAGAAGGAGAGGAAGUGAUGCCAUCUGCAAUCUGCCCUUGUCCAGAUUCUAAAAAGAUAUUUUCAGAUGGCUAACCACGGCACCAAAAACGUAUAAAUUCUGUUUAUAGUAGGGCAUGGUACAAGGAUAGGAGCCAAGCAUGGGUGCCCUUCCAAUUUUACCAGUGCCAUGAGGUUACAGAAAUCCCUGGACUAGCGCUCCACCCAGCAGAGGUACAUGUGGCAAUCCUCCCUGCCCAGCAACUACCCCCAAGAACAAGGAACGGGGAAACAGUUUGGGAGUGCCUGAUAGCCAAGCGUAGAUUCAUUAGGAUAGUAAACGUAGUAGGUAGGUGUCUUGGCAAGAGUGUUGGAAUGUAGCGUGGCUCUCUUCGCCUAACCCUUGGGGCCCUUUCCCAGAUAAAUAUAAAUUUUUGCUCGCAUCCUCUGGGUUCCCACCUAGACACAGAAGAGGCUCUGCGUCCCCGUCCCACACCCCACGUUGUGUCAGGGGCUGCUAUAUCCUGCCGGUGAGCUCGCCCCUCUUCUGCUUCAUUGUCAUCUUAACAUCUGGACAGAGGAAGAGGGAGGAUACUAGAAGGAAGGCCCAGCUCAGAAUGGCCUUUCCGGCUCUAUGCUAUUUACCAAGAGAAGAUAGGAGAACUGCAGCGCCUUCACUAGCGCCAUUUUGAAGACUUGAACUCUUUUCCUUUCCAACUUCAAACAGUAUAAAGUUGGCAGAGAAAAGACAAGAUGGCGCACACACAAGAGGGACAGAGAAAGAGGGAGAAAUAAACCUUGCUUUCAGAACCCAGAGCGUAAACAAAAGUGCGGAAGUUCUAACUGCGCAGGCGUAAAACUCUGACAUGCUUUAAAAUUCGAACAUCAAGGCGCGUACAAAACCUAGUCUGUGAAGAACUGUCUCAGCCUACUGAAGCUAGCAAGGGUCCUGUAGGAAAGGGAAGUGCAGCCCGGUCCCGGGGAGGAGGCGGAGUAUACGCAUACGCAGUGCGCAUGCGCGGCGCAGGUCAAUGGCGGGGUUAUCCGGACUGGCGGAAGCUACCUUUCCAACAUGGCGGGCGAGACUGACGGACCGUUCAAAGGGGUGCUGGUACCAAUUCUUUUACCUGAGAAAUGCUAUGAUCAAUUCUUCGUCCACUGGGACUUGCUUCAUGUUCCCUGCCUCAAGAUUCUCCUCAGCAAAGGCCUUGGGCUGGGCAUCGUGGCUGGGUCACUUCUUGUAAAGCUCCCCCAGAUAUUUAAACUCUUGGGAGCCAAGAGUGCAGAAGGACUGAGUCUCCAGUCAGUAAUGCUGGAGCUAGUGGCACUGACUGGAACUAUGGUCUACAGCAUCACCAACAACUUCCCCUUCAGCUCUUGGGGUGAAGCACUGUUCCUGACACUACAGACGGUUACCAUCUGCUUCCUGGUCAUGCACUACAGAGGAGAGACCGUGAAAGUUGCUCCAGGCAGCCACUAACUACCACAACGGACACACAGGCCAGCUUUCAGCCAUUACAGUGUUUAUGCUGUUUGGGGGCUCCUUGGCCCGGAUCUUCACUUCUGUUCAGG